AUGGGUGAUUAUAAAUAUAGUGGGACUUCGGUCAAGGAGCUUAUUUCUAGAGAAGGGGAGAGCCGGAAAAAGCUCCUGGACGACUACUCAACCCUGAACAGGCAGCACGAUGCCAUGAAGGGUUUUCUCGAGUAUGCCAGGAAGGAGAUGGUAGUGCACAACACUGAGUUUCAUCUGCACAAGAGGCGAUUGGUCGACAGGAAUGGAUCGGUGAGGAUACUUUGUGCAGAUUUGGGGAUCAAGAAAUCGUUCGUAGAGACCCUGGCAAGGUCAGAAAGCUUCGAGGACUUCAUCGAAACGCUCGUGCAAGUCUGCAAAACGUUUGAGAAUGAAAUACAAGACAACCACAAGGCACUCAAGGCUGAUGGAAUAUUUUGGGAUGAGACCACCAGCACAGAUUUGUCCAACGCGCGAGCCCUUGGACUUUCUUGGGUGCCAAAAACCAGAAAGCAGGUCGAGAAGGCCAGAAGGAGCUCAAGGAGUUCGAGAGCAAUGAGCAUCGUAGACGAAGAAGACAUGCUGCAGUUGGUGGCGUCAGCUAAAAACGACACAUCCAACAAAAUCCAGAUCGUGUCCAUCUGGAAAGAUUUCUUCGGUCAGCCCAUCCUCUCUGGUUCCAUCCUAUCAGGCAUCGUGUCAGAAGCAAACUUCGCCGAUGUCAUCCAAGGGCAAGAGGGUUCCAGGUUCCCCCCGCUGGAUGAGUAUGGAGGACAAGGCUCGAUGACGCCUGCGCAGUCAAAGUCAGGGGCUGCGGGGCUGUGGUUGGUGGAGGUUGUGGACAAGGAGGGAUGUACCCCUUUGAUCGCCUGCGCAGAAGCUGCGGGCAAGGGGAAGAAUCCUGGGGUCGGCGUCUCGGCUGCGAUCUCCCUGCUCAUGCACGGAGCAAACCCCGAGCACAUUGUGAAUCUUCCUGGCACUCCGUCCCGGAUGGCUCUUGGAGUGGCGCUGGACAACAACAACAAGAGCCUGAUCUCUCUCUUCGCCGCACACUCUCGGUUCGUAGCAGGAGGGUACUCGGUCUCUACCGACGCCAUUGCCGACAUGCAGCCCGCGCAUUUGAGUUGCUUGCAGAAACUGAAGAGAAGCAGAACCCGGCGAGCGCUGAUGGAAGUAGAGUGUUUAGAAUGCCUUUGCUACCACUCGAGUGCCUUCAUGAAGGCAAAGAUGUUCGACGAGAUGAAGCGUGUUCUGCGCCUUCUGGAUGAGAUGGCGUUGGAGGCGAAGGAGAAGGGAUCUGAACCGCACAGGAAGAGACUGCAACAUUUAUCUCACCUGAAGCUUCAGAUUCUCGCAGCUGUUUGUCACGACAGCGUGCAGAACAGAAAGCCACAAGAUAAACUCUACACACCAGAGAAUCAUUCUAGUCUCCUCUGCCUCCGUCCCCAGCCUCCUGAUAACGAAUCGCAUCCCGACGAAGCUGUGAACAAUUUGGAAGACUCCAGAGAGAAUGAGGAGAGAGCAGAAGGUCGCCUGGCAAACUGUGUCCUCCUCUCUCAUACCAACUUGGAUGCAAAUCCCUCCCACUACAAGUUGGACAAGGGAGAUGAUCGCUCGGAACCAACGCUUCACGGGGGAUCUGCGAGCAGAAAGACUGCAGCGGGAGCUGAAACCUCCUCCUCCACGUCGAUUAGUUUCAGACUGGACAGAUUUUCCGACGCUGAUCCAGCAAGCUCCUUGACGAGGACCUGCUGGGCCUUCAUCUCGACCAUCAAGGUUCUUGGCAGAAACAGCUUGCUGCCUGUCUUGUACGGGCCUCAUAUCCUGACAGAGAAGGAGACAGGAGCUUCUCAAACAUCAGUUUGCAAGCCUAGAGCUGUCGGCGCCGCCAAGGACAUGGCGACAGUCUGA
This is a messenger RNA of Guillardia theta CCMP2712, 1848 nucleotides long. RefSeq lists its product as hypothetical. The transcript has 15 exons. Bases 1 to 1848 code for a protein of 615 amino acids. The record is from RefSeq and is a predicted model, not a curated record. NCBI's taxonomy places the organism in Eukaryota, Cryptophyceae, Pyrenomonadales, Geminigeraceae.